GGUCAGAUUUGUCGAAUGAGUGUUUUUAAGAGAAACAAAAUUACUGACAUUCCUUCGGUGCUGUAUAAAUACGCUGUCAUUGCGGUCCUCAAACCCAGGGAAAGUGUUCGAGAGGAGAUACACACGAGCUUUGACUCGCCAGCUCUGCAGCUUCGUCGAGGAAAAAAUAUGUCGCGGAAAAUGAGCAGUAGCGCGUUUGUGCAUUGCGCGACAACACUGCUUCUCUUAGUGGCAUUUUCGUUCCUACGUGUUCUCAGCAUUUUUCCCAGAACGAGAUCGAUCGUUAUUAAAAUGAUGGACUUGAUAUCGGUAGUACCUCUGCCAAAGGAAAUGUACUGGAAUUCACUGUUCAAUUGGGAGAUGUUAAAAUCUGUGCGCAAUUCCAUCCAUCUCGAGCUGCAAAAAACUGCAAGAAAGGACCACACUGCUCCGGACCCUCUCCUAGUUUCCUUAGACGGAGAGUCGCAAAUUCGACUGCUUAGCUUUUGCAAGGGGAGCCGUCCACUAGUUGUCAACUUCUGCAGCUGGACUUGUCCAGUUUUCAGAGCAAGGGUGGGCGAAUUUCUAAACGUAGUGCAAGAAUUCAGUGAUGUCGCUGAUUUCCUUUCUAUCUACGUCGAGGAAGCUCAUCCAACGGACGGUUGGGCCUUUGAGAACAACGUCGAAAUUUCAACCCACAAGACCUUAGAGGAUAGAUGCCAAGCCGCAAAGCUCAUGCAGGACUCUGUGCAGUUUAACUGUCCCAUAAUGAUAGAUACAAUGGAGAAUGAAGCUAAUAAUGCAUACGCUGGGUUACCUAUCAGACUUUACGUGAUAAAGAACAAGAAAGUGAAAUUUGCUGGUUUAGCUGGACCGACAUUCUACGACCCACAAAAUGUGAGACAGUGGCUUAAGGAAUACAAGGUUGAGUUUAUGAAAACUGGCCGUCAUCGGGCGUAAAGUAUUGGGAACAACUGCGUCAAGGAACAAACAAGACUCUAAUGACAAAUGCAUCUCCAUCGAAAAAGCCACGCAAGGAAAUACAAUUAGGAUAAAUGACUAAAACCGGAAGUUUAUAACAAUGCAUCAACGAAAAGAUCUGGGAAUCCUCGCUUCAAACGUUUCGAACAAUGACCAAGAACGAUGUCGAAAGAAACACUUAUAUUUAAGGUAGAUUCGAGGUAGUAACAAACAAAGAGAUUUUGUUGACGUGUUUUGAUGCCGUGGUAGACCGCGUUACUGCAAUGUUUUUUUUUAACUUACUUACAAGCAGUUGAGUCACUGAUCUGUAGAAACAGCGUCUUAGACGGUCGCGACAACUUUAAUUCUAAGCUCUGUAUAAUAAUCGAUGAAAGGGAACCUUUGUAGCUCAACUAGUCAUUCCAUCGUGCGAAAACACGAAUGUAAAUAAAACGCGUGUUAACUAGUCUA
This is a messenger RNA of Pocillopora verrucosa, 1410 nucleotides long. Its product is annotated as type I iodothyronine deiodinase. Gene Ontology annotation, molecular function: thyroxine 5'-deiodinase activity. The record is from RefSeq and is a predicted model, not a curated record. Lineage: Eukaryota; Metazoa; Cnidaria; Anthozoa; Scleractinia; Pocilloporidae.